Messenger RNA from Dreissena polymorpha, 762 nucleotides. RefSeq lists its product as uncharacterized. The record is from RefSeq and is a predicted model, not a curated record. Lineage: Eukaryota; Metazoa; Mollusca; Bivalvia; Myida; Dreissenidae. The transcript is spliced from 2 exons. The coding region runs from base 1 to 762 and encodes 253 amino acids.
AUGGCUGAAAACAGUGCCGAGCCAACAAACAGGGAUAUAAUGAUCCUUUUACAAAACGUAAGUGGGCGCCUCGAAGUUAUGGAGAAGAAGAUGGGUGCGAUAGAAUCCAUAGAAAAGAGAAUGGGUGCACUUGAAAAGGACAUCAAUAAGCUCAGGUGUCGAACCCUGAAGCUAUGGGUGGCUAUUGACGAAAGGGUCCAAAAAGUAGACCAACGCGUGACGCGCCUUGAGGACAAGGUUGACGGUGCGGACAUACAUGCGGCGCAGCUUUCCGAACGGAUGCAGGAGUUGGAAAAGGAAAGAGAUACCUUGCGUGAUAACGUUUCCUAUCUUCAAUCGCAGACCAUGCGUAACAACUUAAUUUUCACCGGGGUAGUAGAGGACAACACGACCGGAAACGAGCAGCCGGAAAUUACUGAACGGAAACUCCGCCAGCACCUUCAAGACGCUUUUAAGAUUGCCCGUGACGUUGUGGACUCAAUUAAAUUUGAGAGGGUGCAUCGCUCUCCUGGAUCCCCUACACCUGGGAAAGUGCGUAACAUUGUCGCAAAGUUUACUUUUUUCAAGGAAAGAGAACUGGUGCGAAAACUUUGGAAACAACUAGACGGAUCAGUGUACCGUGUGUUUGAACAGUUUCCUCAAGAGGUAAUAGAAAAGAGACGAAAGUUAGUGCCGCAAAUGAAAGAAGCCAGGCGGUUAGGAAAACGCGCCUAUCUGGCAUAUGACACUCUUUACAUAAAUGGAACCGCGGUAAGAGCAUAG